Molecule: messenger RNA, 1849 nt
Organism: Saccostrea cuccullata (small rock oyster)
Lineage: Eukaryota; Metazoa; Mollusca; Bivalvia; Ostreida; Ostreidae
Exons: 4
Source: RefSeq, a predicted model, not a curated record
GAACAUGACAAUGAAGUUGAUAUAUCUCAAGCCAUUGGGACCUGUAGAGUUUUGUCUUCGGGAAGUUCUGUAAACAAUAAUUUUGCCAAGAUCCAAAAGCUGUUACAAGUUGGAACUGAUGCGGUAAGAAUCUGCUUUGAUAAAUUCUUCCCAAGUAAGGAAUUAGAGAAGACUCUGAAAGAUAAUGAAACAGACAUGAGAAGAGGACAGUUCCGAUUCCUCCCUCCUCAACUGGAGAUUCUCUUCCCUCCUCAAGGUGAAUCCAACACAUGUGUAUCAUCUUUAUCUAUGGACGUUUCCAUCAUGUAUAAACUGUUGAGGAAUUUCUCUGACAUUACGCCUCCUGGGAAUGGAUGGGGAAAAGAACCGAAAAUAGUUGACAUUGCAGAAAGUGAUGACAUAGAAAGAAUCCGUUUAUACAGAAAUAAAUACAGUCAUGAUCCAGGAAGUAGCCCUGUGAUAAUUGAUGAAGUCUUCAAUAUCAUCUGGGCUGAUCUUUCUAAGGCCAUAUUAAGACUUGGUGGUGAUGUUCUGAAGAGAAGGAUAAGUGAAAUCUAACUGAGUAGAUGUGGCACUUUUAAAAAUAAUAACCGUGAUUACAAAGAAUCUGUCUGUGGGACAAAAUAAAAGAAGGUGUGUCUUUAUAUAUAUUUUAAGUAACAUGUAUUGUCAAAUCUAUGCAAUUUAUUAUUGCAGCGAUUCAUUUUACGUAUAAAUUAACACUGUGUAAAAGACACACUGUAUGCAUCUGUAUUUAUUAUCAAAUUUUUGAAAUACUUGCUUGAGAAAACAUUGGUUUAUUUAGUCUGGUUUUUUUGUGUUAAACUCAGUGAUUUCAGGUUUUCAAGAGUUUUUGUUAAUUUUUAUCGAUACACAUUUACUUGACUUAUUAUUUUAUUAUUUUUGGGAGAAUGAGUUUCAAAGAGCGAUUCAAAUAUUUGAAUUUGUUUUUUUUUUAUUUUAAACUUUUUUUCUGAGAUAUUUUGUUUAUGUAAAUUUAUAUCAACGCAAUGAAUACUAGUAAUUGUACAUCUAGAAUAUAACAGUCUUAUUUCUCAUUGUUCAUAUUUCUUAUUUUUGAAAAACUCAAUUUAUUAGAGAUUAGAUUUUGUCUUUUCUAAGGAUAAACAUUUCUUACAUGUUUCUGUAAAUGAAAUUAAAAAAAAGUAUCAAAUUAUCACCUGAACAAAAAGAUAACAGAAAUAUAAAAUAUUUUCCCUUAAAUUCAAGUAAAUCUGAAAUACAGUUUGUAUUCAAGAGCAAAGUUGCUGGCAUUUAUGAUAUGUUUAUUGAUUAAAAUAUCCUGAGAUAAUUACUGUGCCAAAAAUCCCAUGCUUUCUUUACGAAAAAAAAAAGAAAAAAAAAUAUCGGUAGAGUUUGGAAAUAUGAAGCGUAGAAAAUGCCUGUAGAAUGACUAUAAGAAAUUGUAUUUAUUGUUUGUAUAAUUUUAGCAAUACAUUCAUUAGAAGAGUAGUAGAUAAACUUUCAUAAUUGUGCGGUGAAUUGCAUGCAUGUAGAUAAGUAUUUUGGUUCGUUAUCACCUAUGUACACAUGUACAUCGGUUUUCAGAACAUGUAUACUGAGCGCCAUUGCAUUCUUAAUGUCAAUAAGAAAGUAUUUUGAUUGUAUAUUAAGUACUUAAGGUAUGUCACUCGUGAACUUUGUUAAAUCAAGGAUUUAUUGAGAAGUAUAUUUUGGAUAAGUACUCAUAAAGAGUGACUCAAAAUCGACGGGAAAUUAGGGUGUCAGUGUUUAUCUUCCUAAUCUACGGUAAAAUGAAGUUGACCUUUUUGCACUAAAAUUUUAACUCUUUGGUUAAUUAGUUAAACCUUUAUAAUAUUUUAUCAGA